Molecule: messenger RNA, 3893 nt
Organism: Epinephelus fuscoguttatus (brown-marbled grouper)
Lineage: Eukaryota; Metazoa; Chordata; Actinopteri; Perciformes; Serranidae
Gene: nucb2a
Product: nucleobindin 2a
Exons: 12
Cellular component (GO): endoplasmic reticulum-Golgi intermediate compartment; extracellular exosome
Molecular function (GO): calcium ion binding
Source: RefSeq, a predicted model, not a curated record
AGGAAAACAGAGCAGAUGAGGUCCAGGAUUGACAGUAAAAUGUGCUGGAGCCGGGUCCUUGUCACCGGCUGGGCUCUGCUGCUGGUCCAGCUGCUGUGUUCAGAGGCAGUGCCCAUCAGUAUGGAUAAGACAAAAGUCCAACAGCCAGAGAUUAAAACUGAAGAGGUUCCAGCUAGUGUGGACACUGGACUCCACUACGACCGCUACCUCAGGGAAGUCAUUGAUUUUCUAGAGAAAGAUCAGCACUUCAGAGAAAAGCUCCACAACACAGACAUGGAAGACAUCAAGCAAGGUAAGCUGGCCAAGGAGCUGGACUUUGUCAGCCAUCAUGUCAGAACAAAACUGGAUGAGCUGAAGAGACAGGAGGUGAGCCGACUCCGAACUCUGAUUAAGGCCAAGCAAGACCUUGAAGGAGGGAAUGACAUCGCAGUGGAUCACCAGGCUCUGCUGAAACAGUUUGAGUACUUGAACCACAUGAACCCGCACACGUUUGAAGUGGAUGACCUGGAUCGGCUCAUCAAAUCGGCCACUAAAGAUCUGGAGAACUACGACAAAGAGCGACACGAGGAGUUCAAGAAGUAUGAAAUGAUGAAAGAGCAUGACAGGAGGGAACACCUGAAAACACUAGACGAGGACGAAAGAAAGAAAGAGGAAGAGCACUAUGAGGAGAUGAGGAAGAAGCACGCUGACCACCCGAAAGUCAACCACCCGGGUAGCCAGAAUCAACUAAAAGAGGUGUGGGAGGAAGCUGAUGGCUUGGACCCUGAGGAUUUUGACCCUAAGACCUUUUUCAACCUGCAUGACACCAAUGGAGAUGGCUUUUUUGAUGAACAGGAGCUGGAGUCAUUGUUCACCAAAGAGCUGGAAAAAAUCUACGACCCCACCAAUGAAGAGGAUGAUAUGGUGGAGAUGGAGGAAGAGAGGCUACGUAUGAGAGAGCAUGUUAUGAAUGAGGUACAGUAAGUUUCACAAAACUAUGCGUUUUGCAUAUGCACAUAAAUAGAGCCAUUCAUCUGUUAUCUAUCGCCAUCUGUAAUUCAAAUGAAGAGAGGCUACGUAUGAGAGAGCAUGUUAUGAAUGAGGUACAGUAAGUUUCACAAAACUCAGCAGGAGCAGGACCUCAACGAGAAGGCCUUUGACCUCCAGAAACAGAGAGACGAGCUGGAGAGGCAGCAGGAGCAGCUUAAUGCACAGAAAAUAGAGCUGCAGCAGGCAGUCGAGCAUAUGGAACGGCUGAAAUCACAGAAAGUAGAGCCUCCUCCAGAGGUUCAUGUUGAAGGAAAUGCUAUUCCAGAGAUGCACGCAAUCGACGACCAGUUACAUCAUGAACAAGAGGCCCAAGCACAAGGACAUCAUCAACCUGAACACCAAGUUCCUCAGUAUUCACCUCAGGAACACCAUGAACAACAACAACAGCAGCAGCAGCAAGAUCUGGCACAGCAUGGUCUCCCCCAGGCACACCAGGAUCUACCACCAGGUCACCAAGAAGCUGUACAAGAGCUGCAUAACGUGCCAUAACAAUGCUGUCAGAACUCAAACCUCCACAACCAGACUUUUGCAGCACCUCCACUCCAGCGUGCAGAGGAGCGGUUCCUUCUGAGUAUUAGGCCUCUUUAACCAGCAUGACUUAGAGGUUUGGAGGACACGAGAUGAAGGAGAGCAGCACAAAAGGAAUCCCUGCUGAAUGAAACCGGCGUUUGAUAAUAACUGUAAUCCUCUGAUUACAUAAUGGAUUUACAAUAGCAACAUGACCAACCAAGGACGUGCAUCCUACAAUAUGCAUACUUUUACAUUUUCAAGGAGUGUUGGAUUACAUUACAAAUGAUCAAGAAUAUUUGGUAAUACAAUUAUACAAAAACAAAAUUUUGGUGAGCUUUCUUGACCUGCUGUACAAAGUACAGGACCUCUGAUCAAUGACAUGCCACUAGCUCUACAACCUGAGCCUGCUGGAUAUGUACAGUGCAGCUGUUGAUGGGGGUAAGGUGUAAAAAGUAAUUUAAAUUUUAUUAUUUUGAGUUUGACUUGACUAUCAAGAAACCCCCGCAAAUUCGUAGUAGCUGCGACCAAGUACGCGCAUGCAUCCACAUGUCCCUUGUUGCCAAUCGCCAUGAACAACUGAUCCGCUGUCCUUUGAGUCAUGACAGAUCUUUCCACAAAAUUUUGGGCAGUCUAUUUGGAAGUCACACCUUUUUUGCGAUAGGCAUUUCCCAUUGCCACCCUCCCUGUGAGCCAAUUGGCAUGAAUGCAAACACACACUCCAAAAUGCAAAAUUUUAAUCUCUUCAGGCAAAAACUUGCGCCGAGAAAAGGGUGGGAACAUUUUGGAGGGAUGAGUGGGAUGUAGAGCUGCUGGCUGCAGCUAAAAAAGAUUUUAAUUUACAUGUAUGACCUGUGGUGAAAUUUCACUGGACUGUAUCAAACAUUUUAGAAAAUGAGUGCAAGAGACAUUUUUAAGAUUUUCUAUUAUUACAAUUACAACAUUAAUGGCACUAAAAGGAUUAAGAGGCACUGUAAAAAUGAUAACCAGGAUACAGCACUUGAUUCCCCAACCAGAACCAUUUCACUUCAAGGGGUAGAAGUCUUCUUGAUGCAGACACGUACAUGUCAAGUAUCAUGUAUCAUAUUCAGCCACCACUGUCACCAAAUAUUACAAUGUUUUAACCAGAAACGCCCUCCUGAAGCCAGACUGCUCUGUCUUUAUACUUCUGUCGAGACUUAACAAUACUUGUGCUACUUUCUUCCUCUGGUUGCUUUCAUAACCGGUCAGCUGUUUACCUACCAUGUAACAUCAUCGUUUCAUGUGCAUGGUCUAAGAGUUUUCUUAGAAAAUGUGUGCUCUGCCCAAACAGACAUCAGGUACAGGAACACAAACACUGGUCAUUUUUAGGUCACGCUGCAGCUGCUCUCCACUGACCUUGAUGUCAAAAUAAAUUAAGGUGCUAGGCGUAAACACCUCUUGCUUCAACAAAUAUUUCCCCUACGUCAUCACAGCCCAAAGUCCUGCAGAUGUUUACAUGAGAGAUUUAGGUCUCUGUAAGUAUGUCGGACUUGUGAAAUAAUACAUUUGUGUUGGUACACUUAACAGUAGGAUGGGCAUUUUGAUUUUGGUCGAUUGCUCACACACACAAAGUUUGAGUUGAUCUUAAUUUAUCAUGAGUUUUAAUUUGUGUAACAUUUGCUGUAGAGAACCCCUUUUUAUAAAUCAAGAUGUAGACUUUUAGUCCUGUGUCAACAAGCAUGUUUUCGCGCAAUUUCCUUCAAAGUAUUUUGUUGAAGCAACUGCUGGAUUUGGUUCGUUUAUCUUAAGAAUUGAUCAGGUUAAAGGGCAAAGUGCUGAGUGGGUAAGAGUUAAUAUUACCACUGUCUUUUUACUGUCUUGGUUAAUAUUGUCUGUUAAAGUCAAAAUGUGAUAUCAUGAAAAAUUUGCAUUAAUUUCACAUAAUUGUAUUUGGCAUCCGAUGUGUAUUACUUGCUCCUAAUUUGACUAACAUGGCAUGGCAUAUUUCCCCAUAAAUUACCAGUUUGGUGUAACUGCUGUGCUAUCCAGGUUGCUUUUUUUCCAUGUAAUGUUGUGGUUUCUUCUAGCUGGCAGACAGGUGUUGACUUAUUGCCACUUUUUACUGAAGAAGACUUCAUUCCCAUCCAGUGAGGUAACAGAUCUGCCAUAUUGUGUUUUUUUACUUAACACAGAAUCUAGAUAUGGCAUACAUAUUUUUCUUUUCAUUGCAGUGUCAUUUGUUUUCUGUGUGCCAAAUGUUUCUUUGAGGUAAAACUGCAUCAUAAUUUGCACAAAAUGUACAGAUUGUUUUCCCAAUCGCUUGCUGCUGGAUAAAAUAGUCAUUUGACAAAACUGUACACCUCAGUUCAAGAUAAUAAAACAGUUAUGACCUUUCA